Spirometra erinaceieuropaei is the source of this 2560-nucleotide messenger RNA. NCBI's taxonomy places the organism in Eukaryota, Metazoa, Platyhelminthes, Cestoda, Diphyllobothriidea, Diphyllobothriidae. The record is from the annotation of a GenBank genome assembly.
AUGAGCAUAUUUGGAGUUACACCGGAGCAGAUCGACCUUAACAAGCGGACUAAAUUUGAACUGUUGACUGCUCUUCUUCAGCAGAAGUCUGCCGUGAGAGGUAAGCUACAUGGGGUUUACCUCUUAUUGUAGACAGACACUCUCAUGAGGUGUCGCGUUUGUGGUGGUACACAAAAGUGGUCUGAUUGAGUGUAAAGCGUCAAGUAGAACGGAUUCCCAGUAUGUCACAGGAAAACUGGUAUGUUAUAGCAAGUACGAUAGUCUUCCAUAAAGUUUGUUUCAAAAGUUCGACUUGCCCAUUUCUUUGGGGGUUGUACACGGUUGUCCUACUCGUCGACACCCCUUUAUUGCGAAGGAGUUGCCGAACUUCGUUUGACACAAAUGAAGAUUCGCGGUCAGUGUGUAUGUAUAGAAUACUGGAUAUGGAGAAGAACUUGCACAAACAUUUGAUGACAGCUUUAGCAUUUUGAUCAGGACAGGCAAAUGCUAGUGGGAAACGAGAAUUUUCAUCAAUAAUCUUCAGCAGAUAGCGGUCGUGGAUUUCCGGCGGAAGACGACCUUUGGAGUUGAUUGACGAUCAUUCGAACGGCUGAGUAGCUUUGAUGAAUUCGCCUUGUGUUUUACAGAAACGGGGUUUGACUUCACAGUAAUGUUGACGUUCAGCGACAGCAUUAUUAAUCUCCUCCAUCGAAAAGGGGACAUUCCGAGCCAGAGCGCGGUACGAAAGAUGGGAGACACCGGGAUGACAAAAUGGCCAUGUUGUUGUUUCUAAUCGACACUGGUAAGUAGGGCUACGUAAAAAAAAUCCUGCUGGUCGACCAUUCUGAUUCAGUGUUACAACGAUUGCGACGGCUGAAGCCUAAUUCUCGGCAACUAAUGAAGUAUCGUACUGAUCAGUGGCCACUGUGACUCGCUUCAAAUGCUUCCAUUACCUUCAAUGGUAAGGCAAGAGUUUUUUUUAGGAAUGAUCAGAUGAAUUUUAUCUGAAAAGUGAGAUACCCACUGUGAGCAGUAUACAAACAGUUUCACAGGCAGCUAUCUGGGAAAUAAGAUCAUGCAGAGGAGCCGUUUCACGCAAGGGCCUUACACGAUCCGGAUUUUGCCUAAUGUUGCGCUUGGAUACCUCGUAACCAAGAAGUCUGAUUUGUUUAACAGCAAUAACACUUUUGUCUUAAUUGAAUGCUAGUCCACCAUGCGGGACCGUUCCUACAAAUAAUGAUAUUGCCAAUGUAGACGGAUAGGAGCUUUUGAGAUCACGAGUGCUAUGCGUCGUAGUUUGCAAUAUAUUCAAUCAUUUCGCCUAUUCCUGGGGGGGAGGAGUAGGCACCUAGAAGUAUUUGUUGAUCGUUUGGCUGUAAUCGACAAUCAUCCUCUUUUGUGGUUUUUAUUGGCCACCACCAGAACCUGGGCUCACCACGGUGAUAGUGAAUGCUCAAUUACACCCUCAGAAAGAGGGCGACUAAUUUCUUCUCGUAUAAAUUGCUCAUCUACAGUGGUGUGUCUAAGAGAUUUAGCAGUGAUAGGCUUGCAGUCCGGUGUCAGUAAACAAACGGUGAGGUUCGACGCAAGCGGCAGCCACAGAACAAGGCGAGAACGUAGGUUUAGGCCCAUAAAAGGGAUAUAAAACUGGAGAAAAUCAUGUCUAAGUAAGGCAUUGGUGCACAAAUCGUUACGUUGAAGUUUCAGACACAUUGCAUUAUCCGUUAAGUGUGCACCUUUCCUUGGUGAACAUUCUUGACUGCAAGUGCGACCAGCUGCUGCGUUUUUCCUUUAUUCAAAGGUCAGAGACUGCGUUUAUCAAUCAGUUCGCCUUUUAGGAAAGGCAUGAGGACUUUGCUUUUUUAUCCAAUGUUGCCUAUAAUUUUCUGCAUAGUGGAAGUCUUGCAGUCGUCUGAUUAACUUCGACAGGAAACACUGAUUAUAUAAUUUUCCAGUUAAUGGGCCGUUUGCACUUAUAUUUUCCCUCUCCGAUGUUCGCAUCUUUAUAGCCCCGAUUCCAAUGUUUCUUCACUGAUGGAGGACUCGGUACAGCAUUUUUCCUAGGGCCUCGCAAAGGCACUUCAAAGCAGAAUUUGAAAUGACACCGGCGUUGUAAACGUUGCAACUCUCUGCAUUCGAUUAGCUGGUUUUCUGAUUGGCCGGGAGGACCUCUACGUCCUUACCCCUCGAUCUCGGACAUUAAUUCACGCAUAGGUGUGGUGAUGUCGUUUUGUUAAAUAUCAGAACACGAUGACGAUGAUUUGACCGUCGUUGCCGAUUUUAUCUACCGUAUGCCUCAGCACAGCGUGGCCGCAGGGAAAGUGGUUUGCGCGUGGAUUAUUUUGCGGUGAGUAGACUUGAGCAGCAUCUACUGCACUCUCUCCUCACUCUCCUGGGUCCAUUGUCUGAACAAAGUAAUGGUGGCCGGAGACGGGACCGGCUUACAGAAUGUAACGGCCUGGCUACGCCUGGUCGAAGUCUAGGUGGACCACCACCACCACCACCACCACCACCACCACCACCACCACCACCACCACCACCACCACCACCACCACCACCGCCAUCAUCACCAUAUCACUAA